AUGGCAAUGGAGCAGAGAUUCAGAAACUACUCCUCUGACAGUGUUGGUAGUGAUGGGGUCUUCAUAGAGGAGUCCUACUACCAGGGGAUACUCAAGGCUAUGGAUUACAAGAAAGAUGAACGGGACCGAGUUCAGAAAAAGACCUUCACAAAAUGGGUCAACAAGCACCUUAUGAAGGCCCAGCGACACAUCACCGACCUGUACGAGGACCUCAGAGAUGGACACAACCUUAUCUCCCUGCUGGAGGUGCUCUCUGGAGAGACACUGCCACGGGAGAAAGGCCGGAUGCGCUUCCACAAGCUGCAGAAUGUACAGAUUGCACUGGACUUUCUCAAACACAGACAGGUCAAACUGGUCAACAUCAGGAAUGACGAUAUUGCAGAUGGAAACCCCAAGCUGACUCUGGGGCUGAUAUGGACCAUCAUCCUUCACUUCCAGAUCUCAGACAUUCAGGUGAACGGCCAGUCAGACGACAUGACGGCCAAAGAGAAGCUGCUGCUGUGGUCUCAGAGGAUGGUGGAGGGAUACCAAGGCCUGCGCUGUGACAACUUCACCACAAGCUGGAGGGAUGGCAAGCUGUUCAAUGCCGUCAUACACAAACACAGGCCCACUCUGAUUGACAUGGGUAAAGUGUACCGACAGACCAAUCAGGAGAACCUGGAGCAGGCCUUCAGCGUGGCAGAGAGAGACCUGGGCGUCACCAGACUGCUGGACCCUGAAGAUGUGGAUGUGCCCCACCCCGAUGAGAAAUCCAUCAUCACAUAUGUCUCCUCACUGUACGAUGUCAUGCCCAGGGUACCAGAUGUUCAGGAUGGUGUCAAAGCCAAUGAGCUGGAGCUGCGUUAUCAGGAGUACUACGAGCUGGUCACUGUGCUGCUGCAGUGGAUCAGGCACCACAUCCUCGUCUUUGAGGAGAGGAAGUUCCCCACCAGCUAUGAGGAGAUUGAGGUUCUGUGGCGUCAGUUUCUAAAAUUCAAGGAAACAGAGCUUCCUGCAAAGGAGGCAGACAAGAACCGUUCCAAACACAUCUUCAAGUCAUUUGAGGGUGCGGUCCAGGCAGGUCAUGUCAAAGUGCCGCCUGGUUACCAUCCAUUUGACGUAGAGAAGGAAUGGGGUCGUCUGCACGUUGCUAUACUGGAGAGAGAGCGUCUCCUCAGGACAGAAUUUGAGCGGCUGGAGCGACUUCAGAGGAUUGUCAGUAAGGUCCAGAUGGAGUCAGGGGUGUGUGAGGAGCAGCUCAACCAGGUGGAGACUCUGUUGCAGACGGAUGUGAGGAUGCUGAGCUCAGGAAAACCUGCUCAGCACACAGCAGAGAUGGAGGCAGAUCUAGAAAAAGCAGAAGGAAUGAUUCGCUUCCUCUUCAAUGAUGUUCAGCUGCUCAAAGAUGGACGCCACCUUCAAGCUGAGCAGAUGUAUCGCAGAGUGUAUCGUCUCCAUGAGAGGCUGGUGAACCUCCGCAGUGAGUACAACCUUCGCCUCAAGUCUGGUGUGACCACCACACAGAUCCCCAUGACUCAGAUCCACACAGCCCAGGUCCUGCAGCAGGCCCCCAUGAGGGUGCGGCCGGAGCUGGAUGAAGUCACCAUGCGCUACAUCCAAGAUCUGGUGGCCUGGGUGGAGGAGAACCAGCGCAGGGUGGACGAUGGGGAGUGGGGCUCCGACCUGCCCACUGUGGAAUCCCAGCUUGGCAGUCACCGCGGCCUGCACCAGUCUGUGGAGGACUUCCGCACCAAGAUUGAAAGGGCAAAGGCUGAUGAGAGUCAAAUCUCGCCUGUCAGUAAAGCUGCCUACCGAGACUAUCUGGGAAAACUUGAGCUGCAGUACGGCAAGCUCCUGAAUUCUUCUAAGGCCCGUCUGCGCUAUCUGGACCAGCUUCAUGCCUUCGUCACUGCAGCCACCAAAGAGCUGAUGUGGCUGAAUGAGAAAGAAGAGGAGGAGGUCAACUACGACUGGAGUGAACGAAACACCAACAUGACAGCCAAGAAAGACAAUUAUUCGGGUUUGAUGAGAGACUUGGAGCUCAGAGAGAAGAAGAUGAACGAUGUCCAGGCCACAGGAGACAAACUGCUGAGAGAUGGACACCCUGCCAGGAAGACCUUAGAGGCCUUUACUGCAGCUCUGCAGACUCAGUGGAGUUGGAUUCUCCAGCUGUGCUGCUGCAUCGAAACCCACCUGAAAGAAAACACUGCCUACUUCCAAUUUUUCUCUGAUGUCAAAGAGGCAGAGGAGAAGAUCAAAAAGAUGCAAGAUACAAUGAAGAGGAAGUAUACAUGUGACCGCUCCAUCACAGUCACACGCCUAGAAGACCUUGUGCAGGAUGCAGCUGACGAGAAAGAGCAACUGACUGAGCUCAAAACUCACCUGGAAGGCCUGAAGCGGAGAGCUAAGACCAUCAUCCAGCUCAAACCACGUAACCCUGCCACCCCAAUAAAGGGUAAACAGCCCGUCCAGGCCGUCUGUGACUUCAAACAAAUGGAGAUCACAGUCCACAGAGGAGAUGAAUGUGCCCUGCUGAACAACUCGCAGCCCAACAAGUGGAGGGUGCUGAAUGAUAAAGGCAACGAGGCAACUGUACCAUCUAUCUGCUUCCUGGUUCCGCCGACCAAUAAGGAUGCAGUGAAUAGCGUUGCAGGACUGGAUGGAAAUCUGCAGAGGCUUGAGACGAUGUGGCAGACAAUGUUCGUGGACAUGAGGAGCUUACUGUCCUGGCAGUACCUGAUGAGAGAUAUUCACAUCAUCAAGACCUGGAACAUCACCAUGUUUAAGACCCUGACAGUGGAGGAGUACCGGCUGGCACUGAGGAACCUGGAGCUGCACUAUCAGGACUUCCUGAGAGACAGCCAGGACUCUCAGAUGUUUGGGGCAGAAGACCGUAUGCAGGUGGAGUCCAACUACAACAAGGCCAACCAGCACUACAACACACUGGUCAGCUCUGCAGAACAAGGCUAUGUGCCACCCAGGGCAGGUGAGCAAGACGAGACUGUGUGCAGGACUUACCUGACCAAGAUCAAAGAUCUUCGUCUGAGACUGGAGAGUUGCGAGAAUCGAACAGUGACACGCCUUCGCCAGCCUGUGGACAAGGAGCCUCUCAAAGCCUGUGCACUGAAGACUGCAGAGCAAAUGAAAGUCCAGUCAGAGUUGGAGGGUUUGAAAAAAGACUUGAACUCUAUCUCUGAGAAGGCAGAGGAGGUCCUGGCAUCUCCUCAGCAGUCCAGCUCCGCCCCAAUGCUGCACUCCGAACUGGACGUCACAGUGAAGAAGAUGGACCAUGUCUAUGGCCUCUCCUCAGUCUACCUGGACAAGCUGAAAACCAUUGAUGUAGUGAUCAGAAACACUAAAGAUGCAGAAGACACACUGAAGACUUAUGAGACUCGUCUGCGAGAUGUCAGCAAAGUGCCAGCUGAUGACAAAGAGGUGGAGAACCAUCGCAGUCAGCUAAAGAAAAUGCAUGCUGAAGCAGAAGCCAACCAGGUGGUAUUUGACCGCCUGCAGGAUGAGCUUAAGAGGGCUACAGUUAUCAAUGACAAGAUGACACGGAUCCAUAGUGAGCGUGAUGCUGAGCUCGAGCAUUACCGUCUGCUAGUGAACAGCCUCCUGGAGCGCUGGCAGGCUGUGUUUGCUCAGAUUGACCUUAGGCAGCGGGAGCUCGACCUCCUUGGGCGCCACAUGAAAUCCUACCAUGAAAGCUACGAGUGGCUUAUCCGCUGGCUUGGAGAAGCAAAGGAGAGGCAGGAGAAAAUACAAGCUGUGCCCAUUGGUGACAACAAGGCCCUCAAGGAGCAACUGGCAGAGGAGAAGAAACUCCUAGAAGAGAUUGAGAAAAACCAGGACAAGAUUGAAAAUUGCGAGAAAAAUGCAAAGGCUUACAUUGAUUCAGUCAAGGAUUAUGAGCUGCAGAUUUUGACCUACAAAGCCCUCCAGGAUCCCAUUGCCUCUCCUUUAAAGAAACCCAAAAUGGAGUGCGUUUCUGAUAAUAUCAUUCAAGAGUAUGUUACCCUGAGAACUCGCUACAGCGAGCUGACAACCCUUACCAGCCAGUAUAUUAAGUUCAUCAUGGACACACAGCGCCGCCUGGAGGAUAGUGAGAAAGCUUCUGAAAAACUAAAAGAAGAGGAGAAGAAAAGGAUAGCAGAGAUACAGGCCGAGUUAGAUAAACAAAAGCAGCUGGCUGAGGCCCAUGCUAAAUCUGUGGCCAAAGCUGAACAAGAAGCUCAGGAGCUAAAGCUGAAGAUGAAAGAAGAGGCCACCAAGAGGCAAGAUGUCGCAGUGGAUUCUGAGAAACAGAAGCAAAACAUACAACAGGAACUGGACCAUCUGAAGAGUCUGUCAGAACAGGAGAUCAAGUCCAAGCAUCAGCAGCUGGAAGAGGCAUUUAUCAGCCGCACCAAGAUCGAGGAAGAAAUCCACAUAAUUAGAGUUCAGUUGGAGACAACAAUAAAACAGAAGACCACAGCUGAGGCUGAAUUACAGCAACUCAGAGACAAGGCUACUGAUGCUGAGAAACUCCGGAAAGCUGCUCAGGAUGAGGCAGAAAGGCUUCGCAAGCAGGUGGCAGAAGAGACUCAGAAAAAGAAAAAUGCAGAAGAAGAGCUGAAACGUAAAUCUGAGACCGAAAAAGAGGCUUCCAAACAAAAGCAGAAAGCACUGGAUGACCUUCAGAAAUUCAAAAUGCAAGCUGAAGAGGCAGAGAGGCGCAUGAAACAGGCCGAGGAGGAGAAACUGAGACAGAUUAAGGUAGUCGAGGAGGUAGCACAGAAGAGUGCCGCUACACAGCUGCAAAGUAAAUCUGUGUUAUUCAGUGAAAAGACAACAAAACUCGAGGAAUCUCUCAAGAAAGAGCAGGGCACUGUCCUUCAGUUGCAGGAGGAAGCUGAAAAACUUAGGAAACAACAAGAGGAAGCUAGCAAAGCCAGGGAGCAAGCAGAGAUGGAGCUUGAAACAUGGAGACAGAAAGCCAAUGAGGCUCUCCGCUUGAGGCUACAAGCUGAGGAGGAAGCUCAAAAGAAGAGCCAGGCUCAAGAGGAAGCAGAGAGGCAGAAAGUUGAGGCAGAGCGAGAUGCCAAGAAAAGGGCUAAGGCUGAAGAAGCUGCACUUAAACAGAAGGAGAAUGCAGAGAAGGAGUUGGAAAAACAAAGGAAAUUUGCAGAACAAGUAGCCCAUCAAAAGCUCUCUGCAGAACAAGAAUGCAUACGCUUAAAGGCUGACUUUGAACAUGCUGAACAACAGAGGGGGCUGCUGGAUAAUGAGCUCCAGCGUCUAAAAAAUGAAGUGAAUGCUGCAGAAAGCCAGAGAAAACAACUGGAAGAUGAGCUGGCUAAAGUCAGAAGUGAAAUGGACAAUCUUCUGCAUAUGAAGAUUCAAGCAGAAAAGGAGACACUGUCAACCACUGAGAAGAGCAAGCAGCUUCUUGAAUCUGAAGUUUUGAAAAUGAAACAACUUGCUGAGGAAGCCACCAGGCUGAGAUCAGUUGCCGAAGAGGCGAAGAAGCAGAGACAGAUCGCAGAGGAAGAAGCAGCUCGUCAAAGAGCUGAAGCUGAAAAAAUUCUCAAGGAAAAACUGGCUGCCAUCAAUGAGGCAACUCGUCUGAAAACUGAAGCAGAGAUUGCCCUGAAAGCUAAAGAAGCAGAGAAUGACAGACUCAAAAGACAAGCUGAGGACGAAGCUUAUCAGAGGAAGCUGCUGGAGGAUCAGGCUGCUCAGCAUAAGAAAGACAUAGCAGAGAAAAUCACACACCUGCAGAGCUCUUCUAAUUCUGAGUUAGAGAGACAAAAAACUAUUGUGGAAGAAACUAUAAAGCAAAAGAAAGUUGUUGAAGAAGAAAUUCGUAUCAUUAAGAUCAACUUUGAGAAAGCAUCAAAAGACAAAUCAGGUUUGGAGAUAGAAUUAAAGAAGCUGAAGGGUGUUGCUGAGGAGACACAAAAGAGCAAACUCAAAGCAGAGGAAGAAGCAGAUAAACUGAAAAAACUUGCUGCAGAGGAAGAGAAGAAAAGGAAAGAAGCUGAGGAGAAGGUGAAGAGGAUUACAGCGGCAGAAGAAGAGGCAGCUCGACAAUGCAAAGCUGCUCAGGAGGAAGUUGACCGCCUGAAAAAGAAAGCUGCUGAAGCAAAUAAACACAAAGACAAGGCUGAGAAAGAUGCAGAGAAGCAGGCUAUUCUGGCAAAAGAAGCAGCACAGAAAUGCAGUGCUGCAGAACAAAAAGCCCAAGAUGUUCUCAGUAAAAAUAAAGAAGACAUUCUCGCUCAGAAAAAUCUCAAAGAUGAGUUUGAAAAUGCCAAGAAACUUGCACAAGCAGCUGAAAAAGCCAAAGAGAAAGCAGAGAAAGAGGCUGCCCUGCUUCGUCAAAAAGCUGAGGAGGCUGAAAAACAGAAAAAGGCUGCAGAGGAUGAAGCUGCAAAACAGGCCCAAGCACAAAAAGAUGCAGAGAGACUGAAGAAAGAAGCAGAAGAGGAGGCUUCCAAGCGAGCAGCAGCUGAGGCAGCAGCUCUAAAGCAGAAACAACAGGCUGAUGCAGAGAUGGCCAAGCACAAAAAAGAAGCUGAACAAGCUCUUAAACAGAAGUCUCAGGUUGAGAAGGAACUUAAGAUGGUUAAACUGCAACUGGAUGAAACUGACAAUCAGAAAACUGUGUUAGAUGAGGAGCUUCAGCGAGUGAAGGGUGAAGUAAAUGAUGCUGUCAAGCAAAAGGCACAGGUGGCUGAUGAGCUGUCCAAAGUUAAGAUCCAAAUGGAUGAGCUCCUGAAACUGAAGCUCAAAAUUGAGAAUGAAAACCAGCGUCUCAUGAAGAAAGACAAAGACAAUACACAGAAGUUACUUGCAGAAGAAGCUGAGAAAAUGAAGAGCCUGGCAGAGGAGGCUGCCAAACUCAGUGUGGAGGCUGAGGAAACAGCCAGACAGAGACAGAUUGCUGAGUCUGACUUGGCUGAACAGAGGGCACUUGCAGAGAAAAUGCUUAAGGAGAAAAUGCAAGCCAUCCAGGAGGCAACAAAUCUGAAAGCUGAGGCAAAAGAGCUCCAGAAACAGAAGAACCAAGCACAAGAAAAGUCUAAAAAACUACUUGAGGACAAACAACAGAUACAGCAACAACUUGAUAAGGAGACAGAGGGCUUCCAAAAAUCAUUAGAGGCUGAGCGAAAGAGGCAGCUUGAAGUGUCUGCUGAAGCUGAGAAACUGAAAUUAAGGGUGAAAGAGCUCAGUGAUGCUCAGGCGAAAGCUGAAGAGGAAGCAAAGAAAUUCAAGAAACAAGCUGAUGAGGCAAAAGUUCGUCUUCAAAGCACAGAGAAACAAACUACAGAAAUUGUUGUGCAAAAGUUGGAGACUCAGAGACUACAGAGCACCAGAGAAGCGGAUGACUUAAAGAAAGCCAUCACUGACCUUGAAAAAGAGAGGGAGAAACUGAAAAAAGAGGCAGAGGAACUUCAGAAAAAAUCUAAAGAGAUGGCACAUACCCAACAAGAACAAAUUGAGCAACAGAAGGCCAUUCUUCAGCAGUCAUUCCUCACAGAGAAGGAACUAUUGUUGAAAAGAGAAAAGGCUGUUGAAGAUGAGAAAAAGAAGCUUGAGAAACAGUUUGAGGAUGAAGUGAACAAGGCCAAAGCUCUCAAAGAUGAACAAGAGCGUCAGCGGAAGCUAAUGGAAGAGGAGAAGAAGAAACUUCAGGCCAUAAUGGAUGAAGCUUUGAAGAAACAAAAGGAGGCUGAAGCAGAGAUGACAAACAAGCAAAAAGAAAUGGAGGUGCUGGAAAAGAAACGGAAUGAACAAGAAAAAAUCUUGGGAGAGGAAAAUAAAAAGCUCAGAGAGAAGCUUCAGAUUCUUGAGGUUGCAUCAAAACAGGGCACAUCCAAAACAAAGGAAAUUGAGGUCCAGACUGACAAGGUUUACAAUGGCUCUGUUGAAACUGAUGGAGUGAAGAAAGAUGGGGAAUCAGCCUUAGCGUUUGAUGGAAUAAGAGAGAAAGUUCCUGCUGAAAGGCUCCUUGACAUUGGUGUCCUGACCAAAAAGGAGUUUGACAAACUGAAAAAGGGCAAAGCUUCUGUGCAAGACCUCGGAAAGACUGAUAAAAUUAAAUCAUGUCUUAAGGGUCAGAACAGUGUUGGAGGUGUCUUGACUCCAUCCAAAGAGAAAAUGAGUGUUUAUCAGGCAAUGAAGGAGAACAAGAUUUCCCCGAACACUGCCACAAUGCUCCUGGAAGCUCAAGCAGCUUCUGGUUACAUUGUAGAUCCAGUGAAAAAUAAACUAGUUUCUGUAGAUGAGGCUGUUAAGGAUGAAUUAAUUGGCCCUGAACUCCAUGACAAGAUGCUCUCUGCAGAGCGAGCAGCCACUGGCUUCAAAGAUCCCUAUACUGGAGCCAAAAUCUCUCUUUAUGAGGCCAUGAAAAAGGGACUUAUUGAAAGGGAGCAGGCCACCAAAUUCCUAGAUGUACAGCUUGCAACUGGUGGCAUCAUUGACCCUAUCAAUAGUCAUAGAGUACCACUGCAGACAGCCUACAAGCAGGGUCUCUUUGAUGCAGACAUGAAUAAGAAUCUCUCUGAUCCCAGUGAUGAUUGCAAAUUAUUCAUUGACCCCAGCACUCAGGAGCAACUCACUUACAAACAGUUACUGGAGCGAUGCACCAAGGAUGCAGAGUCAGGCCUACUCAUAUUACCAGUACCAGCUGCUCAGAGUGAAAGAACAUACACAGAUAAAGAGACAAGAGAAGUGUUCAGUAAAUCAAAUGUUGAUGUGCCUUUUGGAAAGUUCAAAGGAAAAACUGUCACCAUAUGGGAAGUCAUAAACUCAGAGUAUUUCACUGAGGAGCAAAGAAGAGAAUUGAUUCGUCAGUACAAGACAGGAAAGAUCACAGUGGAAAAGAUUAUCAAAAUAGUCAUCACUGUUGUGGAGGACAAGGAGAAGAACAAUGAAAAUGUGUUCAAUGGUUUGAGGGCUACAGUAUCUGCCAAUGAACUUUUAGAGUCUAAAGUUAUAAACAAAGACUUGUUCAACAAAUUGAGUAAUGGCAAGACAACAGUUAAAGAGAUCUCUGAGAUGGAGCCUGUGAAGAAGGCACUACAAGGAACACCGAGCAUUGCUGGGCUGUUAAAUGAACCAACCAAGGAGAAAAUGCCUUUCUACCAAGCUAUGAAGAAAGAAUUACUGUCACCAGAGACUGUGGUUAACCUGCUUGAAGCUCAAGCAGCAACUGGAUUUAUAAUUGAUCCUGUCAAAAAUGAGAGGAUCCCUGUUGAUGAAGCUGUCAAGUCGGGUCUUGUGGGCCCAGAACUCCAUGAGCGACUUCUGUCUGCAGAGAGAGCUGUCAGUGGCUACAAAGAUCCAUAUACAGCAAAAAAGGUAUCUCUGUUUGAAGCCAUGAACAAAGGCCUGAUAAAGAAGGACCAUGGCAUCCGUCUGCUUGAAGCACAACUCUCAACAGGUGGAAUUAUUGACCCCAAUAAAAGCUAUCGCAUCCCACAUGAGGUUGCCUGCAAACGUGGAUAUUUUGAUGAGGAAAUCAGCAAGACCUUGAACAAGAACACUGAUGAAACAAAGGUGUUUUAUGAUCCUAACUCACAAGAGGAUGCAACCUAUGCACAGCUCAUGAAAAAAUGCAUCACAGACAAAGAAACUGGAUUACCAUUGCUUCCUCUCUCAAAGAAGGCCUCAAAGCCAAAAGAUGACCAACAGAUUACAGAGGCUAAAACCAAACAGGCAUUGAACCAGGCCACUAUGGAGUUGGAGUAUGGGCCUUUCAGAGGAAGAAAAGUCACUAUUUGGGAAAUCAUACACUCUGAAUACAUCACUGAAGAGCAAAGAAUAGAGUUGAUUCGCCAGUACAGAAUGGGGCAGGUGACAGUUGAAAGGUUGAUAACAAUUGUCAUAACAAUGGUUGAUGAAAAAGAGUCCAAAACAAAGGAAGAUGCCUGUUUUGAAGGCAUUAGGGCACCAGUCACUGCCAGCUCUUUACUUGAUUCCAACAUCAUUGAUAAAGCUACAUUUGACCAACUCCAACAGGGUAAAAAGACACCUAAAGAAAUUGGUCAAACUGAUAAGGUCAGGAAGUAUUUGCAAGGCACAGACCGCAUUGAUGGAAUCACAAUGGAAGAGUCAAAUGAGAAGUUGUGCAUAUAUAAAGCAAUGAAAAACAACUUUUUGCAACAAAACACUGGGAUUGCACUACUUGAGGCCCAAGCUGGAACUGGUUUCAUAACUGAUCCAGUUAAAAACCUGAAAUACUCUGUAGAUGACGCUGUGAAGGUUGGCAUUGUUGGCCCAGAGCUUCAUGAGAAACUUCUCUUGGCUGAAAAAGCAGUGACAGGAUACAAAGAUCCAUAUACAGGCAAUAAGAUUUCUCUAUUCCAGGCUAUGAAGAAAGAGCUUGUUCUGAGGGAGCAAGCCAUUCCUGUCCUGGAAGCUCAGUUUACUACAGGAGGGAUCAUUGAUCCAGUCAGCAGCCAUCGUGUUCCCAAUGAUGUGGCCAUUCAACGUGGCUAUUUCAGCAAACAAAUGGCCAAGUCCUUCAAUGAACCAUCAGGGGACAUUAAAGGCUUCACCAAUCCCAGCACCAAUGAAAGUGUCACUUACAAGCAAUUGCUAGAGAAAUGUGUAAGAGAUCCCAACUCUGGUCUGUGCUAUCUGCCUCUGUCAAAGGUUGAAACUCCUGCUCCUGCUGAAAAGUCCUAUCAAUACACAGAGGAGCAAGCCCAAACAGAUUUAGCGAACGCUCAAAUUGAGAUCCCACAUAAGAGUUUUGCAGGGAAGAGUAUGACCAUUUGGGAAGUCAUGAACUCUAAUAUGCUUCCAGAAGAGGAGAGGCACCGCCUCAUGGAGCAGUACCGCUUGGGACAAAUCACAAAGGAAAGAAUGCUAGUCAUCAUCAUUGAAAUUAUUGAACAAAGAGAGACUCUAAAGUCUGAGCAAGGCAUGUCAUGUGAUGUAAUCAGAAGGCGAAUUACUAUUGAGGAGCUUUACAGUGCUAGAAUCAUUGACUUGCACACAUACAACCUCUUGAAACAAGAAAAAAUGUCUAUUCGUGAAGUAAUGGAAAUGCCAUCAGUAAAACAGUAUCUCUUUGGUACUGGUUGCAUCGCUGGAAUAAUGUCAGACAGUCCUCCAAAGAUCAGUAUAUAUCAAGCAAUGAAGAAUGGACAGAUAAAGCCUGAAAUUGCUUUGAAUCUUCUCGAGGCCCAAGCAGCAACAGGAUUCAUGAUUGAUCCAGUUAAAGAUGAACUUCUAACAGUUGAUGAAGCUGUCCGCAAGGGGCUUGUGGGGCCUGAAAUUCAUGACAAACUUCUCUCUGCUGAGAGAGCAGUUACAGGUUACAAAGAUCCAUACAGUGGAAAAGUAAUCUCUCUCUUCCAGGCAAUGAAAAAAGGCCUGAUUCCGGAGGAUUAUGCCCUAAGGCUUUUGGAAGCCCAGAAUGCUACUGGAGGAUUAGUUGAUCCUGAAUACUACUUCCGCCUUCCCAUGGAUGUUGCCAUGCAGCGUGGAUACAUCAAUAAGGAGACAAUUGACAGAAUAUCUGAACCUACUGGGGAUGUUCAAGGUUACAGUGAUCCAACAACAGACGAGAAACAGUCCUAUUCUCAGCUACUGAAAAGAUGCAGGGUUGAUAAAGAAAGUGGUUUGCGGCUACUUUCACUUGCAGACAGAAAACUUCUCUUCAAGGGUCUCAGAAAGCAAAUCACUGUGGAAGAGCUGCUUCGUUCUCAGAUCAUCAGCCAAAAGACAUACAACGAACUCACUGAGGGCAUCAUUACAGUGGAGGAGGUCAGCAGAGAUGUUAAGAAAUACCUUGAGGGUACCAGCUGCAUUGCUGGCGUGUAUGUAGAAUCUAGCAAAGACCGACUGUCUAUUUACCAAGCAAUGAAGAAGAACAUGAUCAGACCAGGUACUGCCUUUGAGCUCCUGGAGGCUCAAGCCGCCACAGGAUAUGUCAUUGACCCAAUUAAAAACCUGAAACUAAAUGUCACAGAAGCUGUCAAGAUGGCAGUUGUUGGCCCAGAGUUUAAAGACAAACUCCUCUCUGCUGAGCGAGCUGUCACUGGCUACAAGGACCCAUAUUCAGGCAAGGUCAUCUCACUAUUUCAGGCAAUGAAAAAGGGCCUUAUUCUGAAAGACCAUGGCAUUCGCCUGUUAGAGGCUCAAAUUGCUACAGGUGGAAUCAUUGACCCACAGGGGAGCCACCGCUUGCCAGUUGAAACUGCAUAUUCACGUGGCCUCUUUGAUGAGGAAAUGAAUGAAAUCCUGACUGACCCAUCUGAUGACACAAAAGGUUUCUUUGACCCCAACACUGAAGAAAACCUCACCUACCUACAGCUAAUGGAGAGGUGUAUGAUAGACCCAGAAACCGGCUUUGCUCUUCUGCUGCUGAAAGAAAAGAAGCGGGAGAGGAAGACAUCAUCCAAGUCAUCUGUUCGCAAGCGUAGGGUCGUCAUUGUUGAUCCAGAGACGGGCAAAGAGAUGUCUGUGUAUGAGGCAUAUCAGAAAGGGCUAAUUGACCACCAGACCUAUUUAGAGCUGGCAGAGCAGGAGUGUGAAUGGGAGGAAAUUACCAUCACUUCAUCUGAUGGAGUUGUGAAAUCUAUGAUCAUUGACAGAAGGUCUGGUCGGCAGUAUGACAUUGAUGAUGCAAUUACAAGGGGCCUGAUUGACAAGUCAGCUCUGGAUCAGUACCGAGCAGGAACUCUGUCCAUCACAGAGUUUGCAGACAUGCUGUCUGGAAACAUGAGUGGUGUCAGAUCACGGUCAUCCUCCUUUGGUUCUUCUUCCUCUUACAACAUGAGUCCAGUGCCUAGUAUCAAAACACCAGCAACCACAUGGAGCGACCCAACAGAGGAAACUUGCCCCGUGGCUGGAAUCUUAGACACAGAAACACUGGAGAAGGUGUCUGUCACAGAGGCCAUACACAGAAACCUUGUGGACAACAUAACAGGUCAAAGGUUGCUGGAAGCUCAGGCCUGCACAGGAGGCAUCAUCGACCCAAAUACUGGAGAGAAAUUCAUUGUUGCAGAUGCAAUGACCAAAGGGCUUGUGGAUAAAAUCAUGGUGGACCGCAUCAGUCUUGCCCAGAAGGCUUAUAAUGGAUUUGAGGAUCCUAGAACCAAAACCAAAAUGUCAGCAGCCCAAGCUCUAAAGAAAGGUUGGCUGUACUAUGAGGCCGGACAGCGAUUCCUUGAGGUCCAGUAUCUUACAGGUGGUUUAAUUGAACCAGAUGUUACCAACAGAGUUGCGAUAGAUGACGCUGUGAAGAAGGGCACCUUAGAUGCACGCACAGCACAGAAGCUACGAGAUGUUAGUGCAUACUCAAAAUACCUCACAUGUCCUAAAACCAAGCUUAAAAUCUCUUACAAGGAUGCUCUGGAUAGAAGCAUGAUAGAGGAAGGGACUGGUCUGCGACUACUGGAAGCAUCAUCUCAAUCAAGCAAAGGCCUUUACAGUCCCUAUAGCAUCAGUGGGUCUGGCUCUGCUACUGGGUCACGGUCUGGCUCCAGGACUGGUUCCAGGUCAGGCUCCAGAAGAGGCAGCUUUGAUGCCACAGGAUCAAGUUUCACAACAACCUUCUCCUCCUCUUCCUACAGUUCACCAAGCUAUGGCCGCAGAUACUGAUGAGUUCAGCUGACAAAGUUGAGGAAUUAAUUCGUAAGGGAAGGAUAUACUACAAAGCCACAGUGCUCACCAGAUGCCUAAUUCUAAGUUGAAUAUAGACUACCAUUUUUCUGCUCUGCAUGUGGUUGUUUUAGUAUUUAAUUUUAUACAAGUUGAAUAAUUUUGUUUUUUGUAUAUUUCACUUUUAGUUAUGUGUAUUCUGUCUUAUCAGACUUUCUGAUUCUUGUAUUGUAAGCAGUACUCAAGAUCUGUUUAUUAUUUCCAAUAACUAUCACAAACCUUUCAAGUGUACAUUAUAUUUUUUGUUUUUAAAGUCUGAAAUCAUAAGCAUUUACUGUUCCACAAACAAGAUUUUAUUUACUUUCAAUAUUGUUUGUGUAACACUAUAACCGAAAGUGUUCAAGACUGUUAGCUUGAUUGUUAAACACAACCAAAUUGGAUGUACAAACAAACUUUUCUGUGCAUGUGUAUAUUUCUGAAUAUUGAAAAAGAAAUAGCUAAAGAAAGAAAAAUGCCACUCUGCAGAGCAGAAUAAGGAGUCUAACAGUGUCUGCUUUAAGAAUGCCAAGCUUCAAGAUCUUUUUCUCUCCUGGGCUACACUGCCGCACAAUACUCCAAUUACCAAUUACUGAACUCUGCUCCAUUCCCAAUUGCCUGUCAUUAAAUUUGGAGUUACCACAACAUGUUAACCUUGUAAAAUGAACUGCAAUUCGCAAGCUCCCAGAAAUGGAAGGAUUAUGUUGCUAAAUAUGACGAUAAACACCAUCUGAUGAUUCUGGACUUUUCACAUGCAACCUCAAGACUAUAACACAAAUAAAGUCCCUGUCUUUCUGGAUACUUUACAAGAUAUUGUCUUCACUCCUCUCCAGAUCCAGCUUUAUUCAGAUGUCUUCCAGAGACCCAUGGCACUAAUUUGGACAAUGACCUUUACUGUAAUAAAUGAUUUUAUGCAAGAGUACAGAAACACACUUGCUCCUACAAUAUUUCAUCAGAUUAUUUUAACAGUGGACCAUUUUGAGACUAAUCUUGAACUCAUUUAAAGGCCUAUACCAUGCUUUGUAAGUGCCUGCAAAAUACUGUUUAACACUUUGAGAGGAUGUUGAUAUUAUUAGAUGGUGCAGUAAUUAUACUGUAAACCGACUGAUGCAUGACUGAAAGAGCAAUGCUACUCAUAACUCUGAAUGAUUAAUGUGCUAUCAGGUAAGCCUUUUUUACAGUCCAACUGUAUUACAAUCUAACUUUAAAAUAAUAGCAGUUUAUGUCAUAAAUGUGUCAGUUGAUAUCAUAUGAUAGUCACACAGGGCUAAAAUGUAUGGUUUGAAUGUUUAAUAACUAAUAUUUGCAUUAUUUGUUUGUUUUUUCCCCUCACAGACAAGUAACAUACAUAUGUACUGUACUGUAUAUUGAUGAUUACACAGAGCACUAUUGCUGAAAGCCAUUUAUUAACAUUUGUUUGAGAAAGAUCUUUAAGCUUUGCCACCAGACUCAGUAUUUCUAUUUUCCAACACAGAUUUUUGUUUUGAUGUUAAUUCUCCUUUGUAAAGCAACACAUUCAAUCUAUAUAUCAUUUUAUUUUCGUACUCUAUAUUUCUGCUUUGCAUGAUUUACUAACAUUUAAAAGGUGCAAAAAUGAAAUAGUUGUAUCCUUAAAACCAUUUGUUUUAUUAUUAUUAUUACUUGCAAAGGGUUUGAAGGAUGUAUUUUAAUGAGGGUUAUCAAGCCUUGUUUAAAAUGGUGUAUUUAUAAUAUGGUGACAAGGAAUUUUAUUGCAACACCUUACGCUAUGUAAAUAAACAUGAAA
Molecule: messenger RNA, 15379 nt
Organism: Scomber japonicus (chub mackerel)
Lineage: Eukaryota; Metazoa; Chordata; Actinopteri; Scombriformes; Scombridae
Gene: pleca
Product: plectin a
Exons: 34
Coding region: 1-13578 (4525 amino acids)
Biological process (GO): hemidesmosome assembly; wound healing; intermediate filament cytoskeleton organization
Cellular component (GO): cytoskeleton; hemidesmosome; perinuclear region of cytoplasm
Molecular function (GO): ankyrin binding; structural constituent of muscle; cadherin binding
Source: RefSeq, a predicted model, not a curated record